AUGAAAGAUACAGGAUCAGAUAUAACAAAAAGUAAAGAGAAGAAACCAGCAGAUAAUCCACUCAAGAAUGCUGUCAACUACAGGGACAGAAAACAGAUGGAGAAAAGAAGAAAGAGUAUGGAAGAGAAUAAGAAAGAAGAAAAUGCCAAAGAGCAACAGAGGAGAAAACAAGUGGCUAAAAUCGAGGGAAAACAGAAAAAGAAAUUAGAGAAAGAAGGAUCAGAAAUAACAAAAAUAAACCAGAUGAAACCAGAAAAAAAUCCACUGAAAGAAUCUGUCGACUAUGUGGACAAGAAUAUGAUGGCAAAAAGAGGGGGAAAGAAGGAAGUGAAAAAGAUGAAAAGAGAUGAGAAGAGAAUAAUUAAAAGACAUUUUCAAAAAGUAGACAAAGUGUUGAAAAAACACGCCAUAGAUGUAAGGAAACGAUGUGAAAUAGAACUGAAGAGGGAAAAACAAGUCGAUAAGAUCGAGAGAAAACAGAAAAAGAAAUUAGAGAAAGAAUCAAAGAAAUCCGAGGAGAAGAAAAAAACAAAGAUAGAAUCAAAGAAAUCCGAGGAGAAGAAAAAAGCAAAGAUAGAAUCAAAGAAAACCGAGGAGAAUAAAAAAACAAAGAUAGAAUCAAAGAAAUCCGAGGAGAAGAAAUUAACUAAGAUAGAAUCAAAGAAAUCCGAGGAGAAGAAAUUAACAAAGAUAGAAUCAAAGAAAUCCGAGGAGAAGAAAGAACACAAGGAUACAGAAAAAAAUACUAUACAAGAUGAUUUAGAAGAUGUAAACACCGCAGAUAAGAAGAAAAUAUUUGGAUCAAACAUUCGAGCAUUCUUAAGAUCCCUAUUUCGUGUAAAACAGGAGAAAAACAAAGAUGUUAAAUGUUAG
Mytilus trossulus (common blue mussel) is the source of this 873-nucleotide messenger RNA. Its product is annotated as axoneme-associated protein mst101(2)-like. NCBI's taxonomy places the organism in Eukaryota, Metazoa, Mollusca, Bivalvia, Mytilida, Mytilidae. The record is from RefSeq and is a predicted model, not a curated record. The coding region runs from base 1 to 873 and encodes 290 amino acids. The transcript has 4 exons.